AAAAAAAAUUAAUUUAAAUAAACUAAAAUUAAGAACGAAGCUCCUGGUGGGUGCGAAAUUGAGGGCUCUCCACUGCCAAAACUCAAAACUCUCUCUCUCUUUUUCUUGGUAUUUCUUUGCAGUUACUCCUAUCGAUCUGUAAGUUGAUUUGGGUUUUCAUUUUUUUAUUUAGUUAUUUUUUUUAACUCAAAUGUAUUAAAUUCAAGCCGAAAUUUGCAAAAUUUUGGUGUAUCUUGCUUGAUUUACGGUUCUGGGAUUUGAACGGGCUCAAAACCCUAGAUCUUGCUCGUUGAAGGGUUAGGUUUUGGGGAAGAGUGAUUUCGAGGUAAAGUUCUGCGUUUUGGUUUCGGAUCUCGAGAGUUUUGUAACGUUUCAGCUCGGAAUUCGAGAUUUUGUGGGGGGAAAAAGUUUGGGGGUAAUUUGGGCUGAGUUGUGUGAAUUUUUGGGUGGGAUAGAGAGGGAUCCGUGAAGAGUUAGGGUAAAAAUGGCUUCGAAUCCUCCCUUUCAUGUGGAGGAUCAGACGGACGAGGAUUUCUUCGAUAAAUUGGUCGACGAUGAGUUCGGGCCCACCACUACUACCGCCGGAUCGAACCCUAAGUUGAGCGAAGAAAUUGAUCCUAAGUUCGCUGAGGGAAGCGAUUCCGACGAGGCGAAAGCGUUUGCGAAUCUGAGCAUUAGCGAGGCUGGGAAUCAAUUGUAUGAGUCGGUUCGCGGCGGUGGCAGCAGCGGCGAAGGUAAAGGCGAAGGCGGUGAUGAUAAUAGCGGCUUUGAUUUCAAAGAAACAAAAGAAGAAAAGGAUUGUGUGGAUGGCGGUGCAGGUGCAGAGUCGUUGGGUGCUCACGUGGAAGAGAGGGAUUCGUUCGUUUCGGCCAAUUCGAUUGGGUUUGAUAGUGUAGUAGGAUCCAGCAAUGAUGGGAUUGGAUCCGAAUUCGCUUCGGAUUCGACUGUGAGAAAGAGCAGUGGAUCCGGUGGGUCUGGGGUUAAGGAGAUUGGGUGGAAUUCGUUCCACGCAGAUUUGGCCCCUCAAAAUGGGAGUCACGGGUUUGGAUCGUAUUCAGAUUUUUUCAGUGAAUUGGAUGGUACUUCCGGUGAUUUCCCAGGGAAUGUCGGUGGAAAUUUGAAUAGUGAGGCGAAUAUAGUAACUGGCAAUGAAGGAUUUGUAGCUGAUGGUGUGAAUAAUUCGGUUAGUUAUGCAAAUUAUCAAGAGGGUCAGGGUCAGGGUGCAAUGGUGGAACAAAGUUCAAAUGUGCAGGAUUUGAGUAGUAGUCAGUAUUGGGAGAAUGCCUAUCCAGGGUGGAAGUAUGACCCGAAUACCGGGAAAUGGUAUCAAGUGGGCGGUGAUGAUGGUAACACGAAUGUUCAGACCAGUGAGUGGAGUGCUGUUGCUGAUGGAAAUACGGAGAUUUCUCAUAUGCAGCAAACUGCUCAGUCUGUUGUGGGAACUGCGACUGAUACUGGCAUGACUGGGAGUGUGUCUGAUUGGAAUCAGGUUUCACAAGGGAAUAACGGGACUGAGAGUGUAUCUAACUGGAAUCAGGUUUCGCAAGUGAAUAACGGGACUGAGAGCGUGUCUAACUGGAAUCAGGUUUCACAAGUGAAUAAUGGAUACCCAGAACAUAUGGUUUUUGAUCCUCUGUAUCCCGGUUGGUAUUAUGACACAAUCGCACAAGAAUGGCGCACAUUGGAUACUUAUACUUCGUCGAUUCAAUCAACAGCUCAGACCCCUGAUCAGCAGCAGCAUCAAAACGGGUUUGUGUCAACUGGUAGUUUUAAUCAGAUUAAUAAUGGCUUAUAUGGUGAGUAUGGGCAGGCUGACAAUUAUAGGUCACAGGGUUUUGGUAGCCAAGGCCAAGAUGGAAGCUGGGCUGGGGCAUAUGGUAAUAAUCAUCAGCAGGAAUUGAAUUCGUGGCAAGCUGAAACUGUUCCAAGGAGUGAGGGUUUUACAACUUUGGGUGGAAACCAGCAUUUUGAUAGUUCUUAUGUGAACAAUGAUCAACAGAAGUCCUUCAAUUCUUUUGGACCAGUUUCAUCUUACAAUAGAGCAAGUCAGAGUCAUGGGGAGGCUAAUGGGAAUGUUCAAUUUAAAAGCUCUUUCCCUGGUGGGAACUUUAGUCAGCAGUUUAGUCCGGCAAAUCUGAAGCUUAAUGAGCAAACACAAUUCUCGGGUGAUUACUUUGGCAGUCAACCUGUAAAUUUUUCCCAGCAAUCAUUUGAGAGUGUCCAUCAGACUUCUUAUGCUUCCAAUGUUGGAAGAUCAUCUGCUGGGCGUCCUCCACAUGCCCUGGUAACGUUUGGCUUUGGUGGAAAACUCCUUGUAAUGAAGAAUAGUAAUAGUUCACUCAGUAGCUCGUCAUUUGGAAGCCAGGAUCCGGUAGGAAGCUCACUUUCUGUUCUGAACUUGAUGGAAGUUGUCUUAGGAAACGCUGAUGCUUCAAGCCUUGGAUCAGGUGCCUCCAAUUAUUUUCAUGCUUUGUGCCAACAAUCAUUUCCUGGUCCAUUGGUUGGUGGGAGUGUUGGAGGUAAAGAGUUGAACAAAUGGAUAGACGAGAGGAUUACCAGCUGUGAAUUACCCAACAUGGAUUAUAGAAAAGGCGAAGCAUUGAGGUUGCUUCUAUCUUUGCUUAAGAUAGCUUGUCAACAUUAUGGAAAACUUCGAUCUGCUUUUGGUGCUGACUCCGUUUUGAGGGAUAGUGAUUCUCCAGAAGCAGCAGUUGCUAAACUUUUUGCAUCUGCUAAGAGGAACAGCACGCAGUUCAGUGAGUAUGGUGCUCUUAGCCACUGCUUGCAGAAUUUGCCUUCUGAAGGACAAAUACGUGCAACCGCUUCUGAGGUACAAAAUCUUCUGGUUUCUGGUAGAAAGAAAGAAGCUUUACAAUGUGCACAAGAAGGUCAAUUGUGGGGACCCGCACUUGUUCUUGCUUCACAACUUGGUGAUCAGUUCUAUGUUGACACUGUGAAGCAAAUGGCACUUCACCAGCUAGUUGCAGGAUCACCUCUAAGGACUUUAUGCCUGCUAAUUGCAGGGCAACCAGCUGAUGUGUUUUAUUCCGAUUCCACAACCGACAGCAGUCUUCCAGGUGCUGUUAAUAUGCCUCAACAGCCUGCACAGAUUGGGGCCAAUUGUAUGCUAGAUGACUGGGAGGAAAAUUUGGCUGUAAUAACUGCAAACAGAACAAAGGAUGAUGAACUUGUAAUUAUUCAUCUUGGUGAUUGCCUUUGGAAGGAAAGAAGUGAGAUUACUGCUGCACACAUCUGCUAUUUAAUUGCGGAAGCAAACUUUGAGCCAUACUCAGACACUGCUAGGCUGUGUCUAAUUGGAGCAGAUCACUGGAAACUUCCUCGAACCUACGUUAGUCCAGAAGCUAUUCAGAGGACCGAGUUAUAUGAAUAUUCGAAGGUGCUUGGAAACUCUCAGUUUAUCUUGCUACCUUUUCAGCCAUACAAGCUCAUUUAUGCACACAUGCUAGUUGAAGUGGGGAAGGUUUCAGACUCAGUGAAAUACUGUCAAGCGGUAUUGAAGUCUCUGAAGACUGGUCGAGCACCCGAAGUAGAAACAUGGAAACAGUUAGUAUUAUCUCUUGAAGAGAGGAUCAGAACUCACCAACAGGGUGGAUACAGUGCAAAUUCGGCUCCUGGAAAAUUAGUGGGCAAAUUACUUAACUUUUUUGAUAGUACAGCACAUCGUGUUGUUGGGGGUCUUCCACCACCUGCGCCAACAUUACAAGGAGGUUCUCCUGGUAAUGGACAUUAUAAUCAGCCAACUGGCCCCAGGGUAUCAAGUAGUCAAUCAACAAUGGCCAUGUCAUCGUUAAUGCCUUCUGCAUCAAUGGAGCCCAUAAGUGAUUGGAUGGCUGAUGGUAGUAGAAUGACAGUGGCUAAUAGAAGCGUUUCAGAGCCAGACUUUGGUAGAACUCCAAGACAGGAUCAGGUUGAUUCAUCAAAAGGAAUGGCAUCACCAAAUGAACAAGGCAAAGCUUCAGUCUCAGGGGGGGCAUCACGCUUUCCUCGUUUUAAUUUUGGCUCACAGUUACUACAAAAGACUGUGGGGCUGGUUUUAAGGCCGCGCCCUGGCAAACAGGCUAAAUUGGGUGAAACGAACAAAUUCUAUUAUGAUGAAAAGCUGAAGAGAUGGGUAGAGGAAGGCGUUGAAGCCCCAGCUGAAGAAACUGCCUUGCCACCCCCUCCAACAACUACAGCCUUCCAGAAUGGCAUGUCAGAUUACAAUUUGAAAUCUGCAUUACAGAAAGAAGGGACUCCAAACAAUGGGAGCCCGGAAUAUAAAACUCCUCCUUCAGAACAUUCAUCAGGAAUUCCACCUAUUCCAACCAGCUCAAAUCAAUUCUCAUCUCGUGGAAGGAUGGGUGUUCGGGCAAGGUAUGUGGACACCUUCAACCAAGGUGGUGGAAAGCCUGCAAACUUGUUCCAGUCACCUUCUGUUCCAUCUGUUAAGCCUCCUAUUGCUCCCAAUGCAAAAUUAUUUAUUCCCACCCCAGCAUCACUUGGUGAUCCGACAAUGGAGGCUAUAGCAGAAAAUGGGCAAGAAGAAACUUCAACUAAUGUAGAUUGUGCGACAUCCAUUGCAAAUGACUCAUUCCAGUCUCCUAUACGUUCAUCAUCAAUGACCGUGCAGAGGUUCCCAAGCAUGGAUAACAUCCCAUACAUGGGAGAUUUGACAAAUGGCAAUGGCUCCCUCCCUCCUCACUCACGAAGAACAGCCUCAUGGGGUGGAAGCCACAGCACUCCAUUCAGUCCUCCAAAACCGGCUGAAAUAAAACCUCUAGGGGAGGCAUUGGGCAUGCCCCCAUCAUCAUUUAUGCCUAAUGAGCCUUCUUUGAUGCGAAUGCAAAACGGUGGCAGUUUUGGGGACCUUCAUGAAGUGGAACUUUGAGAUAAAUUAGUGAUGAUGUAAAUAUCAAAGUUUUGUUCUUUGUGAUCAAUAGAAUACUAGGGAACCUGCUCCUGCAUCUCUGAAAAGUGCAAAAUGGUGGUAUUUGCCCAAAGCCAAGUUCGCACACAGAAGAAACAAAAAAUGUUCUCCAACUUCCCUAUCCUACCAUAUGAUGAAAUGUAGUUGGCACGGUUUUCUAUACUUUUAAGCCUAAAAUUUAUUUCAACGCUCUGGAAGAGGCUUCAGGAGCUGGUAUUUUUAUUAUAAAGCGAAGAGAGCCUCUGUUGGCACCAUUGUACAGUUCAUUUGUUCAUUUAUUGAAAAACAUAAAGUCCCUUUGUAUAGGUAUAGCAUCAAAAGAUCUUCUCAAGGGGAAAAAGAUAAGUGUAUCGAAUUGCAAAAAAUAAGGUGUUUUGCUUGUUAUUUUGUAUUGGUUAUUAUGCUUUAUAAAAUUAAAAUCCAAAGUGGAUGUUGAAAUUU
Quercus lobata is the source of this 5368-nucleotide messenger RNA. RefSeq names its product protein transport protein SEC16B homolog. Gene Ontology annotation, cellular component: ER to Golgi transport vesicle membrane; endoplasmic reticulum exit site. Bases 485 to 4888 code for a protein of 1467 amino acids. The record is from RefSeq and is a predicted model, not a curated record. Gene Ontology annotation, biological process: Golgi organization. The transcript has 13 exons. NCBI's taxonomy places the organism in Eukaryota, Viridiplantae, Streptophyta, Magnoliopsida, Fagales, Fagaceae.